Messenger RNA from Durusdinium trenchii, 2341 nucleotides. Lineage: Eukaryota; Dinophyceae; Suessiales; Symbiodiniaceae. The record is from the annotation of a GenBank genome assembly.
CCCCAUUCCAUCGUUAAAGAAAACUAUGGUUGCCAUGGGCAGCAGAGGUGGACUACCUCGCUGGUUGCCUUCGCAGCCUUGGUAUGUAGUAGUUGGAGCUCUGCUGGCUUGCCAUUGUGCGGUCACUUUUUGUCAGUCUCUGACACCUACGAAGCCCCAGUCUUCCGUCGCUCGGAAUGCAGUGCACAACUUCAAGCGUCUCAGAACGUUGAAGAAAAUCCGUCCGGGACCUGUUCCGGCUGAGCGUGCAUGGCUUCCUUGGACACCAGGUGAAGAGGCACGUGAGCCCACUCCCGAGGAGUUGGCGAGGGAAGAAUACUUGGAGAGGAUGCUCCAAUGUGAAGAGGUCUCCUGCUCCCGGGAACUGCUAGAGGAGAUGCAGGCCAAAGAUUUGCCUCCAGCCUUGGAGAACUACCAUGCUGCACUAUUGGUGUGUGCCAACGUCACUGCAUGGCAAGAGGCCAAGGAUUUCCUCCAGGAGAUGACGCACGAACGCGUCCCACCCGAUCACACUGCAUACCAUCUCGCAAUGGACGCUGCUGGCAAAGGAUCAGGAGCUCCGAUUGAGUUCACUGAACAGCUUUUCAACGAGAUGCAAUCUCGGGCAAUGGUCCCCACUCCAGAGACCUACACAAAGGUCAUCCAUGCCUACAUCAGUCGGGGCAAUGAGAAGUUUGCGCGGCGUUUUGUUCGUGAGGCGUUCCAACGAGGAUUGCUGCAGAUUUGGACCAACGGCGGAGUAUUUUUGCAGCUUUACGACUUCCCCACAGACGUGGCUCUGUUCCUUUUGCGGCUCGCAAUCAUCGACCGCGCUAGAGAGCUGGUCGGCCGGAAAGCCGGGAAGAGGACCAUACAUGUCUUGACCAGAGAGCCUGACAUGCCGAGAAACACGCCGGGCAUGGGCCUGAGCGAGUCUGCGGUGAAGCAGGUCCUGGAGGAGUUUGGCAUUAAGGAUCUGCCCAGGGGGCUGGUGCACGCGCUUCCUUUACGCACAUUGCAUGGGUUUGAAUUUCUGAAUAUAUGUGAAACAUGUUGGAGGUGAGGAAUCAAUGUCGACAUUGACCUUGCUAUUUGAGAGGAGUCUACUACAGUCUUGCUUCCUUUGGCAAACCAACCAUCGAGAUCAGUAAGAGCUUGUUCCACAUCAUCGAACUGGCUGAAGCUAGUGCAAGGGAUCCUUGAUUGAAGUUCGUGGUGUGAUGCCAAACCAGCUAGACAUUCUUUAAUACAUACUGGUAGACCUAAAGGUGAAGCGCGGAUCACAUUUCAGCGUUGCACGCCCGGCAGAUUUCACCGCGACAGUCAUCUCAAAGUGCUCCAAAGCUGAUGCAGUCAUAACUAAUGCGUUGUAGUAAUAUAUUGUUUUCUCUAUGUGUUUCAAUCGCACCACAAAACGACCAGUAGAAUUGCCAGGGUAAAGUGGAGCCUUCAGACUUCGGGCGCAUCCGCAUCCGCGGGGAAGAGCUCGAACGUUUUGGCUGCGAGCGGAAGGGAUUGCAAAUGAGGAAGACAGCCAAGACGAGAACAAAGGUGCGUGCUCGCUGAGAGAGGGAACCUGUCCCUCUCACCUUUGUGAGGAAAAAGCAUUGCUUCUUGGUGCCACACUAUGAAAUCUUGAUUUGGACCACAUUGCAAAGCUAUGCAAGAAUUCACAUUUUGGUUGGACAAAAGUAGAGUCGGUUCUUGCAGUUUGUGCAAUCAAAGAUGCGACAGUAUAAAACACAUGCAGAAGCAUCCAGACUCCGAACACAUCGGACAAAUCACCAACAACUGGGAGCAAGGAUGCGGCGACGGGGAAUGAUCCUAGACCCUAAGCUAUGGGCACAGUAUUUUUUUUUUAGCCUCUUUUCUGCGCCUCAGGUGGAUCACGCUGGUUCUCUGACAAGACACCAGUGUCGUUUGAAUCAGAGCAAGCCCGCCCUUUGCUUUUUGUUGGGUACACAUGUUGCACAGCAAUCCAAUGCAUGCGUCAAAGCUUGCAAUUUUUUUCCUCGUUGUGGCUAAGUGGGCCUGCAGGGAAAGGCCAAGACUCUGAGCACACAGUCGAGGUCAUAGUCAGUUGACCUGACAAGCAGCUCAUGAGCUCAGCUCUACUUAGCCGACUUGCCUUUUUAAUUUAUGAUUCCAAACCGCAUCAAGUCGCUCAGGCUUUGCUGAUCCAAUACUGUAUUUUGCUUGCUUCAGCUCCGAGAAGGAACACCAUCUUCGAACAAGAUCGUUCGUCAGUCUUUCGGACACAUGUCUAGGAAUGUCUAGGUCUAGGCCACGCACCUGCCAGCACUAUUCCCUGCAUGGAGCCUAGCUUCGGUUCCUUGUAGAGAGAGCAGGAGGCUUAUCUUCA